AUGCGCCGGCCGCGCCCGCGCCACUGUGCUCACCUCGCCGCCGACCUCGCGCCGCCGUUGCUACGCCCGGCCCCCGCGCCCCCGCUCAGGCCUGCUCCGCAACGCCCAACACGCCGCCCCCCUGUCGCGCCCGCCGUCGACCCUGGCCCCUGCACCGCGCUCCUCCCCUCUCUCGCUGUGGCUAUCCCAGUCGCCGCUGCUGCGGCUGGCCGCCGCGCUCGACGGCGCCCCACGCUGCGCGGCCCCGCUCUGCUGCUCUGCUUCUCUGCAGACCGGCGUCUGGCCGCGUCGGCUGCGCCCACCGCGGCCUCGCCCUCCUGGCCUCGUGCGGCCCCGCUCCCGCGCCGUUGCGCCCUGCGGGUCCCGCCCCGCUCUCCCUCGAUGACUCCCUGCGCCUGCCCCGCCCAGCGGCCGUGGCCGGCCGGUGCGCCGCGCUGCCGAGCGUGCCCCCAACCCCGGCACCCCGCCGGCCGUCGCCCGCGACUGUUCGCCGGUGCCCCGGCCCUCCUCGCCCCGGCGAUCUGGGCGAACGCCCAGUCGGGCGCCGCAACGUCCGACCCGCCCCGUUAG
Aegilops tauschii subsp. strangulata is the source of this 570-nucleotide messenger RNA. The record is from RefSeq and is a predicted model, not a curated record. NCBI's taxonomy places the organism in Eukaryota, Viridiplantae, Streptophyta, Magnoliopsida, Poales, Poaceae.